CGGACCUCGCGCCGCCUUUGUCCGCCGGUGGCAGCUGGUCUCGCGGCCGCCGCCCGCGAUGGCCCCGCAGCAAGGCCGGCCCGCGUUGCCCACCCGUUGCGAGCCGGCGGCGGCACCGCCCGUACCGCCUCGCCGGGAGCGCGGGGGGCGCGGGUCUCGCGGGCCCGGGGUGCCCGGGGGCCGGGGACGCGCGGGCGGCGCCGAGGGGCGCGGCGUCAAGUGCGUGCUGGUCGGCGACGGCGCGGUGGGCAAGACCAGCCUGGUGGUCAGCUAUACCACCAACGGCUACCCCACCGAGUACAUCCCCACGGCCUUCGACAACUUCUCGGCUGUGGUGUCAGUAGACGGGCGGCCUGUGAGACUCCAGCUCUGUGACACUGCAGGACAGGACGAGUUUGACAAGCUGAGGCCCCUCUGCUACACCAACGCAGAUAUCUUCCUGCUGUGCUUCAGCGUGGUGAGCCCCACGUCCUUCCAGAAUGUCAGUGAGAAGUGGGUUCCGGAGAUUCGGUGCCACUGCCCUAAGGCCCCCAUCAUCCUGGUUGGGACACAGUCGGACCUUCGAGAAGAUGUCAAAGUACUCAUUGAACUGGACAAAUGCAAAGAGAAGCCAGUCCCCGAGGAGGCGGCAAAGCUGUGUGCGGAGGAAAUCAAAGCUGUCUCCUACAUUGAAUGUUCAGCCUUGACUCAGAAAAACCUCAAAGAGGUGUUUGACGCUGCCAUUGUUGCUGGCAUCCAGCACUCAGACUCCCAGCAACAGCCAAAGAAGUCUAAAAGCAGGACCCCAGAUAAGGUGCGGGACCUGUCCAAGUCCUGGUGGAGAAAGUAUUGCUGCCUGGCCUGACCCUAGCAAACAGCUGGUGUUUAAGCCACAACAACUCUUUAAGACAUGUGGGUGUGGUCCUAGGACAAGCCCUCAAAGUGUCCCCUUCUGUCCUUAAUUUCCUGUCUGUGAGAUUAGGGUUGAGAUUCAUAUGCAAAAUAUGUUAGAGAAAUUUGGAAGUUAAGAUUUUCUUUUCAUAACUCUGGAAACUUAGAGCUGUAGACCUCUGGAUUAAUUUAUAUUUCAUAUGAAAAGGGCUCUUCAAAGCUAGGUGUCAGCAUGAAAUUCUGCUGCAUUGUGCAGGACAAAGGAGAACGUGACCCUCUCCUAAUUAAGGGCUACUGAGUGCUCAGUGCAUGACACACGCAUCCCGGACUUGGUGAGAUUAAGUCCCAGCUUUGAAACCACACACACCAUACCUGUUUUUGUAAGAGCAAAAAUCUGAAAAACAGAGAGAUGCUUCUGCCUACAAGACCUCAUACCCAUCCCUUUUGUCCUUCACUUGGACUAACUUGCUUAAGAUUUUAAAACAACCAAAACAUCCCACUGGCUCCUGGCAUUGGGCUGACUGAAGAGUACACUUGCUUGUUAUGUUUUUGGUUUGUUUGUUUUUGAAAUCACAUGACCAGUUGUGUUGCUAUGAAAAUGGUGGAAAUGCCUCUUGGAAGGCAAGUGCUGGGUGCAGAUCUGGCGUUUUUUUCAGGGAGCAACUCAUGUUGGGAUCAGAGAGUGCUCUUUGCUUUUGGGAGGGUCUUGUGUCCCCAAGCCAUCUGUGUCCUGGUGAUGAAAGCAAGAGGAAGUUCUUGUCUAGGAGCUUUAAGCCGCCACACUCACAUUGUCCCGUUUGCAAGAAGUGGGCACCUUCCUUGAGAGAAGCCAUAGUCGAUGAUUGUGAGACACACAUACCUUUUCUUAAGUCUACUGAAAUGUCUAUCUGUGCACACAUACAUGUGCUUGUGUGCAUGCACACGUGUGUGCACACACAGAUGGCUGGUUUGCUGAUGGAACUUUGAGACACACAAAAAGCAUGUUUGCAGAUGUCAGGGUGGCAUGUCUUCCUCUUCUUGACAUUUCUUUGAACAGACAUCAUUUUGUAGAAUCUAUCUUCAUUUACACAUUUUUGAGACCACCUUAAAAUGUGGGAUGGACAUACUGUCGAUAUGCCUUCAGGGUCCUGUGACUAGGGAGGCACUGUAUUUUGGGGGAGGUUCUUGUUAGGGGUCAGUCAGAACAUCAUGUUUGUGGCAUUUGUCCUUUAGAGGGUCUUAUGGCUGCCUGUUCUGAGACAGCCCUGUGUCAGGAAAACACUGCUGUAGGUACUUCCAAGAUGCCACAGGGGCCAGACAUUGAAUCCCAGCUUCUGCUUUGCUGUGGGCAAGGUACCUCUUUAUGGCCACCUGGUAACAAAUUUUUCUGCCUGUGAAUUUUUUUAUAUUAAAAAAAAAAUCAACCUUAUGUUUUUCUAUAGAAAAAAAAAGUAAAAGAUCAGGCCAUAUUUCAGGUCAAAGACUUCUUCCUGCUGGUAAAUAGGACCCAAGACUUUAUUAAAGUUAAAAAGCUGAUUGCUGAACCACUACAACACACAAACUGUUUGUGACUGAGCCUUCAACACAGUGCCCAUGACAUCACCCAUGCUUUCCUGAAGUGUUCCAUUGUGGCCUGAGCGGUAACAUUGCUUCACUUAUGGAAAUGCUUGUAACUGACCCAGUGACUGAGCUUGCUACCCUACUGUGCUUUGGCUGUCUGGGAAGCCGCUUCUAAGUCUGCCCUGUGUACAAAGGAUGGGUGGGGAAGAGUGAGUUAUUUAAUUUUAAAUGUUAUAAUAAAAGCAAAUGUAGUAGAGACCAAGGAAAUGAGCAUUUAGAACACAAACUUGAAGUUUUGUGCCAGGACUGUUGGGCCUCACACCCUGCCUCUGGGCCACUGGGAAUUGAGUGGCAUGAAGGAUGCUGUGUGACUGAGUUCUGGACACUUCCUUCUAGGAUGGACACCCCUGGACUGUUUGUGCCACAAAUCUAAUGGGCUGACACUGACCUGCAAGCUUUCAAUAUGUUACUGCUUUCUGUGGAGUCAUAGGCCUGACUAUACUUGAGGGUUUCCUGCAUUUUUACUUUUCAAAAAUAGAGAUUUGGGCUGAGAAAAUUUUAAAAGUGUGUGCCUGGGUGAAAUGUAUAGUUGGUUCUCUUCAAAGCUGAAAAGUGGCGGAAUGUACAGCUUGGUGUCUCGGGAGGAUUCUGAGCCGUGUGUGUAGCGAUGCCUCUUCAGCUUGUCUCUCAGUGUAGGCCGACUCACCUGAAGAACACACUGUGGCAGGCCCCAAGACUGUCACCUCAUCAUGUGUGCAAGCAAACUUUCGAUAACUUUAUUUCCUGUUCAACAGACAUUUGAGCAGCUACGCAGAAGUCUCAAGCCAAAAGGGGAGCCUCGCCGCUCUGCAGGUGCCUUACCAACUUGUGCUUUUCCGUUUUCAUAUGUGAAGAUGUGGGACAGAACCUUGUACUUGAAAAUGCUAUAAAUGAAUUGUUAUGAAAUAAAUUCUGACCUGUGGACAUA
This is a messenger RNA of Onychomys torridus (southern grasshopper mouse), 3376 nucleotides long. RefSeq names its product ras homolog family member U (gene Rhou). Lineage: Eukaryota; Metazoa; Chordata; Mammalia; Rodentia; Cricetidae. Gene Ontology annotation, biological process: small GTPase-mediated signal transduction. Gene Ontology annotation, molecular function: GTP binding; GTPase activity. The record is from RefSeq and is a predicted model, not a curated record.